AUGGGUGCACCCAGGGGUGUCACAUGUAUUGGGGACAUCAAUUGGGAGUGCCCUAAUGAGUUACAAGCUCUUGGUGGGUGCAAUAGCCCUUGCACCAUGUUCAAGACUGAUGGAUAUUAUUGUACCUCAGGUGCAGGUAAUUGUAGGCCAACAAAUUAUUCUAGAGUUUUCAAGAUUCGAUGCCAUGAUGCUUAUAGCUACCCCAUGGAUGAUCGAACUAGCACAUUUACAUGCCCGAAUGGAACUUUGUAUUUUGCCCUAAGGAUGUUGUUCAAAUUGUUGAUAAAAGUGUUGAUAUGCGUUCUCCCACCUUAG
Molecule: messenger RNA, 315 nt
Organism: Lactuca virosa
Lineage: Eukaryota; Viridiplantae; Streptophyta; Magnoliopsida; Asterales; Asteraceae
Source: the annotation of a GenBank genome assembly